Messenger RNA from Drosophila innubila, 2103 nucleotides. RefSeq names its product cytochrome P450 4c3 (gene Cyp4c3). Bases 104 to 1714 code for a protein of 536 amino acids. Lineage: Eukaryota; Metazoa; Arthropoda; Insecta; Diptera; Drosophilidae. The transcript is spliced from 8 exons. Gene Ontology annotation, molecular function: oxidoreductase activity, acting on paired donors, with incorporation or reduction of molecular oxygen; iron ion binding; heme binding. The record is from RefSeq and is a predicted model, not a curated record.
GUUUUAUUCGAUAGAGCCGCCAAUUAAUUUCUGUGUGUUUGUGUAUUAAGGACAUGUGCUAAAGGGUUUUUGGCCAAGUGUUAGAACAGAGACUGCCUGAAAAAUGUCCUCGAAAGUAUUUAGUUCAUUGAUGGCCGAGAGCUUAUUGCUCUCAAAAGCGGCUCAAAUCGUGGCAGGCUAUUCGCCUAUAACAAUUCUUCUAUUGACCGUAAUUACAAUUUUCUUUGUGGUCUACAACAAGAGACGGGCUCGUUUGGUGAAAUAUAUUGAAAGGAUACCAGGACCUGCUGCACUUCCAUUUCUUGGAAAUGCUAUCGAAAUGAAUGUGGAUCAUGAUGAGCUCUUCAAUCGAGUUAUGGGCAUGCAAAAAUUGUGGGGCACACGUAUUGGCAUCAAUCGCGUGUGGCAAGGAACUGCGCCAAGAGUGUUGCUCUUCGAGCCCGAGACAGUUGAGCCUAUAUUAAACAGUCAGAAGUAUGUAAACAAGAGUCAUGACUAUGAUUAUCUGCAUCCUUGGCUGGGCACUGGUCUCCUCACCAGCACCGAUCGCAAAUGGCAUUCCCGCAGAAAGAUUCUGACACCUGCAUUCCAUUUCAAAAUCUUGGAUGAUUUUAUUGAUGUUUUUAAUGAGCAAAGCGCCGUCUUGGCCCGCAAACUGGCCGUCGAAUUGGGCAGCGAGGCAUUCAAUUUAUUCCCCUACGUCACACUUUGCACUUUGGACAUUAUUUGCGAAACUGCCAUGGGUCGCAAAAUCUAUGCACAGAGCAACAGUGAAUCGGAGUAUGUGAAGGCGGUAUAUGGCAUUGGUUCCAUUGUGCAGAGUCGUCAGGCAAAGAUCUGGCUGCAGAACGAUUUCCUUUUCCGCCUGACCGACGAUUACAAGACACAUCAGAGCUACGUUAAUACGCUCCAUGGAUUCUCCAAUAUGGUGAUACGUGAGCGUAAGAGUGAGGUGGCUAAUAACAACAAUAACGAUAACAACAACAACAACAACGAAAUGCCUGAUGCCUACGAUGAUUUUGGCAAAAAGAAGCGCUUGGCCUUUCUCGAUCUGUUAAUCGAUGCCUCCAAGGAAGGCACAGUGCUAUCGAAUGAGGACAUACGUGAGGAGGUGGAUACUUUUAUGUUUGAGGGACAUGACACAACUUCGGCGGCAAUUUCCUGGACACUUUUCCUACUCGGCUCAUAUCCGGAAUAUCAGGAGCGUGUUGUGGAGGAGCUUGAGUCCAUAUUUGGCAAGGAUACUGAUACGCCAGCCACAAUGAAGAAUCUGUUGGACAUGCGUUAUUUGGAGUUUUGCAUCAAGGAUGCCCUCAGACUGUUUCCCAGUGUGCCCAUGUGGGCUCGCAUGGUGGGCGAGGAUGUGACCAUAGGCGACAAGUUGGUGCCCGCCGGCACUCAGGCGAUUAUUAUGACUUAUGCUCUUCAUCGCAAUCCCCGCAUCUUUCCCAAACCGGAGCAAUUCAAUCCGGACAAUUUCCUGCCCGAAAACUGUGCCGGACGUCAUCCCUUUGCUUAUAUACCCUUCAGUGCUGGGCCACGUAACUGCAUUGGACAGAAGUUUGCCAUUUUAGAGGAGAAGGCGGUCAUCUCGACGGUUUUGCGUAAAUACAAGAUUGAAGCUGUCGAUCGUCGCGAGGAUCUGACUCUGCUGGGAGAGCUGAUCCUGCGUCCCAAGGAUGGCCUUAGAGUCAAGAUUACGCCACGAAAUUGAACAGUAUCUAUACUGAACAGUUAGUCUUUCCAAAGUAUUUAAUUUGUAAAUAAUUAAAUUUAAUUUAUUAUUAAGUACGCACAAUUAAUAUGCUAAAUUAGCAAAUAACACCUUGACCUCUGUGGAAUACAUAACCGUAGUAUAAGCCUUCAACUCAGUGACUUGAUUUUCUUACUUUUAAGAGAACCUAGCUAAAGUUAUCCAUAAUAAGCUAUAUUAAAGAAUCUUCAUUUUUAUUGAAAGCAACUUAAAAUUAUCCAUCAUAAGCAAUUUUGAAAUAUCUUUUUCUCUAUUAAAAUUAUUAAUUAUAAUUUCAUUAGUAUAAUCUGUACUUUAAAAAGACUUUAUGAAUAUUAAAUACACUUUUUCUUGCCGACAUUUUGAUCGUA